GCUGUACUGCGGGCAUGCGCACUGGGCGUCCCAGCGCCACCGCCCAUCAGCUGAGAAUCUAGCUGGGGGCUCUGGGGCCGGUGGGUGCCUGGGGCCGGCGGAGGAGGAGGAGAAAGCCGAGGAGGUUGGGGUGACUGCUUAGGUGACAUCUGAUGAAAUUAGUGAAUAAGUAAAUCAGCUAUGUCUUACACUCCGGGUGUUGGUGGUGACCCUGCCCUACUGGCCCAGCGUAUCUCUUCCAAUAUCCAGAAGAUCACACAAUGUUCUGUGGAAAUACAGAGGACCCUGAAUCAACUUGGAACGCCUCAAGAUUCACCUGAACUUAGGCAACAACUGCAACAGAAGCAGCAGUAUACUAACCAACUUGCCAAAGAGACAGAUAAGUACAUUAAAGAGUUUGGAUCCCUGCCCACCACCCCCAGCGAACAGCGUCAGAGGAAAAUACAGAAGGAUCGCUUAGUGGCUCAAUUCACGACAUCACUGACAAACUUUCAAAAGGUCCAGAGGGAAGCUGCUGAGAAAGAGAAAGAGUUUGUUGCUCGAGUAAGAGCCAGUUCCAGAGUAUCUGGUGGUUUUCCUGAGGACACCUCAAAGGAAAGGAAUCUUGUAUCCUGGGAAAGCCAAGCUCAACCUCAGGUGCAGGUGCAGGAUGAAGAAAUUACAGAAGAUGACCUCCGCCUUAUUCAUGAGAGAGAAUCUUCUAUUAGGCAACUUGAGGCUGAUAUUAUGGAUAUUAAUGAAAUAUUUAAAGAUUUGGGAAUGAUGAUUCACGAGCAAGGAGAUGUAAUAGAUAGCAUAGAAGCCAACGUGGAAAACGCGGAGGUGCACGUUCAGCAAGCAAACCAGCAGCUGUCAAGAGCAGCAGAAUAUCAGUGCCGUUUUUCACUAGACAAACCACUGCAUCCUUGGUGAUACAUUGAGAACAAUGAAGCUCUAUAGAAAUUGCUGAGUUACAGCCCGUUGUAUUCAGUGAUGCAGUAACUGUCACUCACCUUUACCUUCUGUGGGCCAGUGAUUCAGGUGUGUGGCUCAGCAGAAUUAAUGUCACAGACUGGAGGUAUCAUUCAUAAAUAGUUGAACACACCCACAUAGCACAGAUGCUAGGUUACGACUGCUCAAAACAUAGCGGUUAGCAGGAUGUAUCCGUAACUAGGCUUACCUGCCAUGUUGUUUUGCUUUUGGAUUUUGGAGGGGUGUAGAUAUGUCUCCCAAGUUUUACUUCCCCCUUGCUCGGGGAAGGGCCAGCCUACCUCCACCCUGGGGAAAAGGAGCACAUCUUCCCAGUCUUCUCACCUCCGUAUCUGGAGCUGCCCCAUACUUAACCCCACGGGCCCUGGAGGGAGAAGGAAAGAGCCAUGCAGCACAAGCACUGGGGAGAAAAGCAGCUUCCCUCCAGUUCUCCUUGGAGGCCUUGGUAUUAAAGUCAUGUCUCUGCAAAAUACGGCACUUCUCAAUAGUGUGGGUGAACCCUGAGUGGAAGGGCAGCUGCUAGAGGCUCUUAUCGCUGCAGUACCCUACCCCCCACCCCACGCUAGCGAGGGUGCCCUGGGCGCAGAUGUCCUGUAGUGGGGAGCCUGUGAUUGUUCUUAAAGGUGUAUUAUACUUGUGUCUGUGGUACUCACAUGGAGUCUGGGGAAAAUACGCAGGCAGGAUGCUACUGAAACUUCAGAGAAAUCGUGCUUCAUUUAUGAGGAAUAUUCAGUUGAAAAAGUUGCUGACUAUGUGGUAUACGGAAAGUCAUUAUAGUUUUCAGGAGAAUUUCACAGAAACCUAUCUUUCUGGAAAUUUUAUGGUACUCCUAGUCGACACAAAGAAAAUUUACAGAUUUUUUUACUUUGUAAGAAAAAGGAUUCCUGCAUGUUGCUGUGAGAUAUGCAAGCCAUUAAAGAAAUCUGGAAAUCUACAACUGGGCCAGAAAUGAAGAACGGAACAAAACUUUUAACCUUUGUAUUUUAAAUGACUGUAUUAUAACUUUUUAGCUGUUUGGUUUUUAUUUGUAUGUUGAGAUUUUUCAUGCAGUUUCUGUUGAUAUUGAAGAAUGGGAAUUUUGGAAACUAAUGCUUCAGGAAAAAUUGCCAAGCAUUCAUGUUUGUUGAUAUUUUCAGAGAACUCAUUUUGAAGAGCAGCUCUUUGAUAAAAAUUUUAAAAUGUGUAAGCUUUUAAGCUGUUCUUAGUUUUUACACAUAGGUAACCUCAGUCUUUUGAUUAAGUCAGUAACCUAUUUGUCUGCGUCUCUUUUUUAAGCCCAGAGAAAUGACCGAUAAAGGUUGAAUGAUUAGCCCCUGAAUUAAACCACUAAUUUAAGAAGACUAUUUUUUGAAAGAAUAGUGCCAUUUGUAUUUGAAGAGAUUUUGGAGAAGCAAAAAAGUAUAGCCAAAAAUCUGAGGGCAGUUAAUUACUAUUGGUUUUACUCUAGAAAUGAACCAUAUGAUUUUUCAGUUGCUAUAGAGAUGCUCCCCUACACAUACAAACAUGUUUUUUUGUUUUUGCAUUUGUAGCGCAAAUCCAGAAAAACCCUGUGCAUCAUCAUUUUUAUCAUUGUCAUCGGACUUGUAAUUCUCGGUCUCAUCAUAUGGAGAGUGAAAGGCUGAAUUAUAAAGGAGCACACUGUUGCACUACAUUCUCUAAAUUAUGUACGAAGAUCCCUGUAAUCAUUUUUUUUAUUAUUAUUAUUAUUCUAAAGCUACUGCAUAAAGGAUGGCUCCCAUACUUUGUUAUUUUUAUUUGGCAGGGGGAAGUUUCUUUUAGAUUCAAUCUGAUGUUUUCUAAUACUGAAAGUUUUUCUUGGUAUCACUGCUGGCAUAACUUCUGUGCUUUUCAAUCUAGUAACUGAGGUUUUGUCCACGAUGUAUAUGCCUUUCAUUUAUAAUUUAUUUGCCCUGUUGACUUAGCUUUUGGAAUCAGUAAAUUUAAAGGUGUGUGUGUGUGUGUGUGUGUGUGUUCGUGUUCUGUGUGCAUCUGUCUCUGUCACAGAGUGACAUGCACCCAGAUUUGUGUGACUUCAAUUAAAAAUCUCAAAUUUAAUUUUGAUAUGGGCCAGCAGAGGAAAUAUUCUCAGUAACGUAGGGAAAAUUAACCCACCUGUUUGUGGUGGUUUGUUUUCUUUCGUUUUCUGGUUCAUAACAGCACAAAUUAUCUAUUUAACUUUUAUUGUUGGUUUUCUCUUAAGACCUUCGUUUACUCUAAAUGAAAUCAGUGAGUAAUUUCUUAGAAUAUCUCAUCCUCCUGAUGUGUAUAUAUUAAACAUUUGCUGUAGAUUGCCUAGUAAAAUACUAAGGAUAAUUGUUUUUGCAUAGGACCUGUUUAAGUCUGAUGUUUGCUGGGGUAUGUGUAGUCACUAUAAAUGUUAAAUGUAAUUUGGAGGAAGAGUAUGAAAAAUCAGUUCAUACUAUGUUAGAAACCUGGAGAUACAACUUGUUAUUCUGCUGUGUACUUCCACAGCUAUUAGGAUGGAAAAUUAAUUACCUUCCCUGAAAUCCUUCAGAAUUAUGGCUACAUGUGUAUCCUUGGGUCAGAAUUAUUUUUGGGGAGCAACUUUCCCAGAAUUAUUGUUUUUGAGCACUAACACUUAAAAUUUAAUGUUUACCUUGCAUACCAUUUUGUACCAUCCUCCAUUAGAAAACAAUUUGGAUGUUUGCCAAUUAACCACUUGCCUUUUUAAAUCAAUGUUGUUUUGAUGCACUAAUCUGAAUACUGUAAAGAAGUUUGUCUUAGUUUAUAGUUUGUAUUUUAUAACAAUGUUCUUAUAUAGCAGUUUGAUAGUGAAGUCAGUGUUUUACAUGGCAAGCUAUGAGACUCCAAAUGGGAACAAAUAAAAUGUUAAGUAAAGCGUGUCUUUGCAACCAGAAUAAAGAUGAUUUUAAAAAUG
This is a messenger RNA of Leopardus geoffroyi (Geoffroy's cat), 3868 nucleotides long. It is a transcript of the gene STX7, whose product is annotated as syntaxin 7. The record is from RefSeq and is a predicted model, not a curated record. The transcript has 10 exons. Gene Ontology annotation, cellular component: membrane; SNARE complex; endomembrane system. NCBI's taxonomy places the organism in Eukaryota, Metazoa, Chordata, Mammalia, Carnivora, Felidae. Gene Ontology annotation, molecular function: SNARE binding; SNAP receptor activity. Gene Ontology annotation, biological process: intracellular protein transport; vesicle fusion; vesicle-mediated transport. The coding region runs from base 181 to 912 and encodes 243 amino acids.